CGAUUUCGCGAUAUUUACGCGUCGACUCGCGAGCGGAGAAAAAAAGUGCGGUGAGGAAAUUGGACGAGAGAGAGAGAGUGAGAGAGGUGAGACACCCGGUGCGAUGCGUGCUCCGUGCUCGCGCCAAAGAUGCCCAUUAUCCCGCGUUUGUUUACCCACACGACGAGAUUCCGCCGAUUCUGCUGAGAAGUGAUCUCCCGCGCGCGCAUAACCGCGGUAGCGGGAGCACACAGUGAAUUCCGUACCUACGUACCUAUCUACGGACGACCGGACCGACCGGCCCCCGUUAAGGCUUCGUUGAUUUUUUUUUUGGUUGGUGAAAAGACGAGGAAGAGAGAAAAAGACGAAGAGGCGCGGAACACGUAUAAAAAUUGCGCCAAGGGGUGAAGGAGGUGGAGGAGGAGGAGAAGGAGGAGGAUCCGAGUGUUGUAUGUGGAGAAAGAGAACGAGAAAGUAAGAGAGAGAAAAAGAGACAGUGAGAGCGAGACAGUGCGUGAAACAGAGGGAGCGCGAACGCGCGAACGGAAGAGGAACAGAGAGAGAGAGAGGCGGAGACGGUGUAUGUGCGUCGUGUAUACGUGUGUGUGCGCGUGAGAGACGGAGAGAGGCGACGAGAUAGAUAGAGAAGGAGAGCUUUUGUGGUGUAAGGGUCGAUUAUAUCGCCGUCGACAGAGGCUCGACUGCGAGGGAAGGAAACUACUGGUGAUACGGCUAACCGCGAGGAGGGUGCGCGAGGAGGAGAGCCCGCGAGUGAGGAGGCUCCUUUUAGCGGUGGCGGACCGAGUGACCGCACGCGGCACGGCGCGGCGCGAACGUUACAUUACUUGUCGCGGAGCCCGCUCGCGCGCGGGGAAUGCGUUAUGUAUUUACGUAGAAUAUUGCGUAACGUACAGGGGGCCGGCUAGUGUGUUUGGGAAAAACGCGCGCGCCCGCGCGCCACCGACGACUAAAAAUCCUCGCUUUCGUUUAUAUACUCGCGCGUUUACCGAAUUUUCCGCGAUUCCGGGGGACGGUGACGGUGGAGGAGGAGGAGGAGGAGGAGAAAAAAAAGAAAAAGAAGAAGAAGAAGUGCGGGUUGUGAUUGACUGUACCGGCGCAAGUUUCGCGCGUGCAUACGCAGCAGGAAUCUCCAAGCAACCCGGCCGCCGCCGCCGACGCGAUCGAAAGUUUCGGGGGAGCUGAAUAGAGAGGAGAGCUCGGCUCUCUUGGCUCGGCGACGCCAGUGUACUACACUCGCGGCAAGGGACGUAUCUCGACGCCACACCAUCUCCGCUACCUCGUCGUGUCCGUCGUCGCGCUUGUGCGACAAAACUACGUAGGAGAUAGGGACGCAGGACGUUUUCUCAGAUGGAAAUUGCACUUCCAAUGUGAUUUGCAAUGAAACGUAUUCGUGGACUAGACGACGUAGCAUCACCACCAGCAAGGCACUCAACGGUGAGUGCGGGAAGCGGCUUAGGUGGUGGAGGUAGCUUAGAAUAUCAUACAAGCAGUGGGAUAGGUGUUGUUGUACCUGGUCAAGCAGUUCGAUCUGUUGCUUCAAAAGAAAUGCCAGGAAGUAUACAAUUUGGUACUGCCCAAGCUCAGCAGCAAUAUACCGGUGCAAUUGUUGUGCCAACGGCAGCACCAUCUCCUAUCAAACAGGCUAGUGGUUCUGCGGGAGGACUUAGUUCUACAUGUAGCAGUAGCAACAUAAAUAGUGGUGGUUUGAAUAGCGGAUUAGGUAGUGGCAAUAGUCAUACCAUGGCUUCCCAACAACCUGCAUCAGGAUCGCAAAAUCAAGUACAUACGCAACAGCAAUCGACAAUAAGGCAUAAGGUGCAUACUGGUAAUGUAACACCACUGGCUUCCACUCCACCUGGCUCCAACCAAGGAGGAGGAGGAGGAGGAGGAUCCCAGUUCCAAAGAUUAAAAGUGGAAGAUGCGCUAUCUUACCUAGAUCAAGUCAAAUAUAAAUUCAGUGAUCAACCACAGGUGUACAAUGAUUUCUUGGAUAUCAUGAAGGAAUUUAAAUCUCAAAGUAUAGAUACUCCGGGCGUUAUAACCCGAGUGAGUCAUCUGUUCAAAGGACAUCCCGAGCUUAUUGUUGGUUUCAACACAUUUCUCCCACCAGGCUAUAAAAUAGAGGUACAAGCAAAUGAACAAGGAUAUGCCUUUCAAGUGUCUGUCAGUAUGCCCAGUCCAACAGCUACGCACACAGCUACAUUAUCCCAACAUCAUUGUACAGUCAAUGUUGGUUCACCUCCUGUGGCUAGUCCACCUACACAGCCUGCAAAAGCACCCCCAGUUUUACAAAUAAUGCAAGGGUCGGGCAACAUACACCAUACUUUAGCAAACAGUAUUACGACUAACAGUUUAACUGUUCACGCGCCUUCACCACCGCCAGUACCAGUGUAUAAUAAUUCUCAUGUUAGUACUGCACAAGCGCAAGCUGUCAGUCAAGCUUUAAGUCAAGCGGAUGGUGUAUCAACUGGUGGGCAAACACAGCAAAGUCAGCCAGUAGAAUUCAACCAUGCGAUAAAUUAUGUUAAUAAAAUCAAGAAUCGUUUCCAAGGUCAACCAGAUAAAUACAAACGUUUCUUGGAGAUAUUACAUACGUAUCAAAAAGAACAGAGAAACUUAAAAGAAUCUGGACAUAUGGGGGGUACGAGUUCUGGCGCUACAAGUGGAGCAAAACAUUUAACAGAAGCGGAAGUUUACAGUCAAGUGGCUAAAUUAUUCGAGAAUCAAGAAGAUUUACUUGCUGAGUUUGGACAAUUUUUGCCAGAUGCUACUAAUCAACAAAGUUCGUUGUCUGCUAUGUUUCAGACUAACAAAACAACAUCGAUUAACGAUCAUACGGCGAUUGUUAAAAAACCAAUUGGACUCAAAACACCUUAUAACAAUUCUGGAACUAUUUCGAGAGAUCUUCGAGAAUCCGGCAGUACGGCCGGAUUGGAACGCGACAAUCGAGAUCAUAGAGAACGAGAACGAGAACGGGAUAGAUCGAACGUACGAGACAUCAAUAGCGGUCAGAAACUUGGACAUAGUACUGGGCAGUUGAAAAGGAGUCCAUCAUUUUCAACUUCGGCAACAGCCGGAAAUUCUCAUCAUGUACAACAUGGACCGCCGCCUUUGAAGAAACCAAAAGUUGCUUCAAUGCGUGACGUUACUAUAGCGGAAGCUGGCAAAUAUGGUACUUUGAAUGAUUAUGCGUUCUUUGACAAGGUUCGAAAAUCACUCAGAUCACAAGACGUUUAUGAGAACUUUCUUCGAUGUCUUGUACUUUUUAAUCAAGAAAUAGUAUCGAAAUCGGAACUUGUUUUGUUGGUGACACCAUUCCUUGGCCGUUACCCAGAACUCUUACGUUGGUUCAAAGAUUUCCUUGGUUAUUUACCAGCUGAUUCGUCUGCCACUAUAACGACAAACUCGGGUAAUGCAAUGGGAGUGGAGACUUUCCCAAACAGUGUUGUACGGAGCCAUCAGGAACGGCCGCAAAAUGACUUGGCGAUAGAAAUCGAUUAUGCAGCAUGCAAGCGAUUAGGAGCGUCAUAUUGUGCAUUGCCAAAGUCGUAUAUUCAACCAAAAUGCGGUGGCAGAACACAAUUAUGUAAAGAAGUUCUCAACGAUACAUGGGUCUCGUUUCCAACUUGGUCAGAGGACAGCACAUUUGUAACAUCAAGGAAAACUCAAUACGAGGAAUCUAUAUAUCGUUGCGAGGAUGAACGUUUUGAAUUGGACGUUGUUAUAGAAACCAACGCAUCGACAAUUAGGGUACUCGAAGGCGUUCAUAAAAAGAUGAAUAGAAUGAGUCAAGAAGAAGCGCAGAAAUAUAAGCUCGAUGACUGUCUUGGUGGUUCUUCCCCAACAAUUCAUCAACGAGCGAUAAAGAGGAUAUACGGCGAUAAAUCUCACGAUAUCAUAGAAGGACUCAAAAAGAAUCCUCAAAUAGCCGUGCCUAUUGUACUCCGUCGGUUGAAGGCUAAGGAGGAAGAAUGGCGGGAGGCGCAAAAGGGUUUCAAUAAAAUCUGGAGAGAACAGAACGAAAAAUAUUACUUAAAAUCCUUGGAUCACCAGGGAAUUAACUUUAAACAAAACGAUGUAAAAGCAUUGAGGUCUAAAAGCUUGUUCAACGAAAUCGAAACCAUAUAUGAUGAGAGACACGAACAAGGUGAUGACGGUAAUGGUGAUGGUCAGGGAAAUAGUGGUCCACAUCUCAUUCUACCAUACAAAGACAAAUCUGUAUUAGACGAUGCAGCUAAUCUUUUAAUUCAUCAUGUUAAACGGCAAACCGGUAUUCAUAAAGAAGACAAGCAGCGGAUAAAACUUUUAUUGAAACAUUUCAUACCUGAUCUCUUUUUCCAUACACGACAAGAACUUAGUGACGAUGAAAGGGAUGAAGAUGAUGAAAAAGAUAUAAACGUGGCAACGUGUAACAAUUCCCAGUCCUCGACGACUACUUCGUCGUUAAGUGGCCUGCAAGCUAAUAGAAGUAAGGCUCCCGUAUCGCCAAAUACGUCUUCCACCUCCGCCAAAAAUGAAGCCGAUAUCAAAGUACCUAUACAUGCUCUCUCGAAUGAUCCCGAGGAGGCAUAUACACUUUACAUGGCCAGUAAUAAUUGGUACCUCUUUUUGAGGUUACAUCACAUACUCUGCGAGAGAUUGACGAAAAUGUACGACAGAGCAGUCGUUCUCGCUGAGGAGGAGUCAAAAUAUAAGCAGCAACGCAAGGAGAGUACAGCGAUCGCUUUAAGAUUAAAACCAAAAAGUGAAAUUGAAAUUGAGGAUUAUUAUCCCGCCUUUCUGGACAUGGUAAAAAAUGUUCUUGACGGAAAUAUGGAAAGCACAGCGUAUGAGGACACGUUACGAGAAAUGUUUGGUAUACAUGCCUACAUUGCCUUUACUCUUGAUAAGAUCGUAACUUACGCUGUGAGGCAAUUGCAGCACUUAGUCACAGACACCAUAUGCCAGCAAUGCAUGGAAUUAUUCCAAAGAGAGCAACGUCAACCUAAAGAAAGCAGCGGAGCUGGCGGGUUGUGCGCCACGGCAUAUAUGAGGCUAAGUGCUGAAUUAGCAUAUCAACGCAAAGCGGAAAAAACAAUGGUCGAUGAAAAUUGUUUCAAAAUAUAUAUAUACAAGAAAGACUGUAAAAUGACAGUGGAGUUGUUAGAUACAGAGGGCGACGAAACGGUGGAUAGUGGCUGUAGAGAGAGAGAAAGGGAAGGCGUGACAGUUUCUGAAAAAUGGUCGACAUACGUUGAGAGAUUUUCUGCACCAGCUGGUCAGGCUAGCCCAAAAGACACUCCUGCCUUAACAGAGAAUGAGCCGCCGAUCCAUCCUGUGAGUAGCGACCAGGCAGCAAGGGGGGGGAGGGGCAGAAAACGCAAGAACACUGACAUUAGCAAGAAGAUGGACGGAAAUAGUUGGAGUUCCUUAGGCAGAGCUUCGGCGGGACGUAAGCCCAUCUUUCUCUAUCGUAAUAUUAAGUCUUAUCGAAAACACGCUGCGAGAUUAGCGAAAGAGAAACAAUCUUUGCUUAACGCCAAUCAUCCGGAGAGAGUCACAGAAUCGGUCGACGCUCCCGACAUUAUUAAUUCCGAUGAGACGCAAUGUAGAUUUAAUCCCAACAGCUAUACUAUGCUUUUCAUUGUUCAUAAGGACAGGUUUCUUUACAAACAGAAGUCCAUUAAUCGCGCGAGGAUGUCUCAUCCAGCUGUAACGAAGCGUAUGGACACGAAAUUCCACCAUUGGCACGCAUCGUGGAUAUCGAAAAAUGGCACGGACACUCAACAUAGAUUGUGUCAGGAUUGGCUAAUGGGACGAUACGAGAACUUGAUUCCCCAUAGGACACGAGUUGUAACGGACAAUGAUCAGACACGUUCUCCUUAUCGGCAAUACAAUCGUUUCAAAGUAGAACGUCUGCAAUCUGAUUUAUUGACUUCGGAGUCUUGCGUCUAAUCUUAUUCAGAAUUUCUUUUGUUAUUAAAAAUUUUCCAAUAUCGCUAUACUUGGCACAAUUAAUCUCGUAUUAGCUCUUUUUUUUUGUUUUGCAGCUACUAAUGUGCGACGGAUUCGGAUACGAUUUUUACUCGGGACAGAAAUUUUUGAAACCUGAUUUUGUUUUUAUGCAAGAAAGCAAAUAUGAUUUUAUUUUAUACAGACAGCACUCGAUAUUCAAAAAAGUUUAAACUGGUCUUCGAUUAAAAUAAUAUUGAUUUGAAGAGUGUACUUGGUCAAUAUGUGACUCUCCAUGUUAUAUAUUAUAUAUAAUAUU
Messenger RNA from Cataglyphis hispanica, 6250 nucleotides. It is a transcript of the gene Sin3A, whose product is annotated as paired amphipathic helix protein Sin3a. Bases 1378 to 5934 code for a protein of 1518 amino acids. Lineage: Eukaryota; Metazoa; Arthropoda; Insecta; Hymenoptera; Formicidae. Gene Ontology annotation, molecular function: transcription corepressor activity. Gene Ontology annotation, biological process: negative regulation of transcription by RNA polymerase II. The transcript is spliced from 18 exons. The record is from RefSeq and is a predicted model, not a curated record. Gene Ontology annotation, cellular component: chromatin.